AUUUCUGAGGGAUGUAGUCUCCUGUCCCUCCCUUCUCAUGUCAGUCUGUCUGAGCUCAAAUCAAAAUGGCACAGUUUACCCUCUUUAUUCUUAUGAGUACACUUUUCUACAAAGUAAAUUGCCUAACCUGCUAUCAGUGCAUUCCUGAGACGUCAACUAAAUGCGUUGAAACUAAAGUAGAGUGUCCUGUCGGUCAGUGUGGGACCAUGAAAACCACAUCUUAUACAGGAAACAACAAAUUGGCUGACAUGAUUAUGAAGAACUGCUCCGUACCUCAACAAUGCGUGACUGCAUCUGUAAACUUUGGAAUUACAAAUAUAGUUAUGAACAAUGAGUGCUGCGGCACUAAUCUGUGCAAUAAUAACCAAAGUGAACCAGAAUCACCCACUAGGAUCCCGAAUGGAAUAGAUUGCUACACCUGCAAUGGAGAAGACUGCUCAUCACCUUUACCUUGUGUUGACGAUGAAGAUCAUUGUAUCAAGGCAACAGUCAAUAUUGAUGGACAGAAGAUAAUAAUGAGAGGAUGUGCAACCAGAAGUUUCUGUAGCGGUGACCUGUCCACCCAGAUCGGCCAGACCAGCACAUCAUCAGUAGACCUGACCUGCUGUGAAGGACCUCUCUGUAACAGCGCUCAAGCCGUCACCGUCUGGUUUCAGCUGGGGCUUCUGAUGUAUGCCAUCGUACAGAUGUCACACUUCUGUCAUGAUGCUCUUUGA
Molecule: messenger RNA, 716 nt
Organism: Rhinichthys klamathensis goyatoka
Lineage: Eukaryota; Metazoa; Chordata; Actinopteri; Cypriniformes; Leuciscidae
Gene: negaly6
Product: neuromast-expressed gpi-anchored lymphocyte antigen 6
Exons: 5
Coding region: 66-716 (216 amino acids)
Source: RefSeq, a predicted model, not a curated record